Notolabrus celidotus (New Zealand spotty) is the source of this 4153-nucleotide messenger RNA. It is a transcript of the gene taok1a, whose product is annotated as TAO kinase 1a. Gene Ontology annotation, molecular function: ATP binding; protein kinase activity. The record is from RefSeq and is a predicted model, not a curated record. Lineage: Eukaryota; Metazoa; Chordata; Actinopteri; Labriformes; Labridae. The transcript has 20 exons. Bases 638 to 3709 code for a protein of 1023 amino acids. Gene Ontology annotation, biological process: execution phase of apoptosis; protein phosphorylation.
UGGAUGUUUUUGGGUCAGGCAGAGUUUACUGCAGCUACAGCAGGCAGGGCGGAACUGCUGAGAGCUCUGUGUCGAAGGAAGACGGACAGUAAGGGAGAGUCCCAGCCAAACUAAAACAGCAGUUAUUAACAUGCCAUUGUUGUAGCUUAAAUCUUCCGAGAACACUUUGGAUACUGUUACGGCGUGUUUGCAGUUUGUUUCGGAGGUCUUUAAACUUCCUCUAACGUGUUUCCACGAAGGGAGGCGGCGGUGGAGCGCUCGGCAGCCAUCUUUGGACCUGCCUGGGAGUGGGAUACGACUAUUCUGGCACCCCAGAUACUUCGAGGGUGGGGAUUUUAACUUCUAAUAUAUCACAAAUCUGUACGUUAUUAUCGACUGACAACGUGGAGAACCGCACGGAUUGAGUGUGUCUGAUAACCGAGAGUGGGAUGAAACAGGAGGAAGACUUUUGUAAUCCCAAAGUGUUUUGAAUAACACGACAUUCUCCACAGUGCUGAAACCUGGCCUGUCAGGAGAGGCUCUUCACACUUAUGAGACCACAGUCCCGCAGAUGAGCCGUCGGUGGGGGCUGUCAAGUCGCUGUCGCAGACCCAGAUAGUUCCUGGCGGCAGCGGCAUUGCCCCCCCUUCACCCCAUUAUGCCCAACAGCAGUCGGGCGGGGAGCCUGAAGGACCCCGAUGUUGCUGAGCUCUUCUACAGGGAGGACCCAGAGAAGCUCUUCUCAGAUCUGCGCGAGAUCGGACAUGGCAGCUUUGGUGCUGUAUACUUUGCACGGGAUGUGCGGACAAAUGAGGUGGUGGCCAUCAAGAAGAUGUCUUACAGUGGAAAGCAGUCCACUGAGAAAUGGCAAGACAUCAUCAAGGAGGUGAAAUUCCUACAGAGAAUACAGCACCCAAACAGCAUAGAGUACAAAGGAUGUUACCUGCGAGAGCACACAGCCUGGCUGGUAAUGGAGUACUGUCUCGGCUCUGCUUCUGAUUUGUUAGAAGUUCACAAGAAACCUCUGCAAGAAGUUGAAAUCGCUGCAAUUACCCACGGUGCUCUUCAAGGCCUGGCUUAUCUUCACUCCCACAACAUGAUUCACCGAGAUAUCAAGGCGGGAAACGUGUUGCUGACAGAGCCGGGGCAGGUGAAACUGGCAGAUUUUGGUUCUGCCUCCAUCGCCUGUCCUGCCAACUCGUUUGUUGGGACUCCAUAUUGGAUGGCCCCAGAAGUAAUUUUAGCUAUGGAUGAGGGUCAGUAUGAUGGAAAGGUGGACAUAUGGUCUUUGGGGAUAACCUGCAUUGAAUUAGCUGAGAGGAAGCCUCCCCUGUUCAACAUGAAUGCAAUGAGUGCCUUAUACCACAUAGCACAGAAUGAAAGCCCCAUGCUGCAGUCUAGUGAAUGGACGGAUUAUUUCCGAAACUUUGUAGACUCUUGCCUUCAGAAAAUUCCCCAGGAUAGGCCGAACUCUGAGGAGCUCUUAAAGCAUGCAUUUGUUCAACGUGAGCGACCAGAAUCAGUUCUUAUAGACCUGAUAAGUCGGACCAAGGAUGCAGUACGAGAGCUGGACAAUCUGCAGUAUCGUAAAAUGAAGAAGAUCUUGUUUCAGGAAGCCCAUAACGGCCCCACAACAGAGGCACAAGAUGAAGAGGAGGAGCCAGAGCACAGCGUGGGUCGGACGGGCACAGUGAACAGUGUGGGGAGCAACCAGUCCAUACCCAGUAUGUCGAUCAGUGCCAGUUCGCAGAGCAGUUCAGUCAACAGUCUGACGGAUGCAGGAGAUGACAAGAGUGAGGUGGACAUGGACGGGGAUCACACAGUCAUGUCCAACAGCUCUGUGAUACACCUGAAACCGGAGGAAGAGACAUACAAUGAAGAGUCGGAGCCUAACACCCGGCCGACUGAGCCCCAGUCCCCUCCUGCACAGACUCCACGGCCAAAACGGAACCGCGAGCAUUUUGCUACUAUUCGCACAGCCUCAGUGCUCACUCGGCAGAUCAAGGAGCACGAGCAGGACUCUGAGUUGAGAGAGCAGAUACUGGGCUACAAGCGGAUGAGGCGGCAGCACCAGAAACAGCUGAUGGCUCUGGAAAACAAGCUGAAGGCCGAGAUGGAUGAGCACAGACUCCGUUUGGACAAAGAGCUGGAGAACCAGAGGAACAGCUUUGCCCAGGAGAUGGAGAAACUGAUAAAGAAGCACCAGGCGUCCAUGGAGAAAGAUGCAAAAACUUUUAGCAAUGACGAAAAGAAGUUCCAACAACAUAUUCAGAGUCAGCAGAAGAAAGAGCUCAACAGCUUCCUUGAGUCACAGAAACGGGAGUAUAAACUUCGCAAGGAACAACUCAAAGAGGAGCUGAAUGAAAACCAGUCCACACCCAAGAAAGAGAAGCAGGAGUGGUUGUCAAAGCAAAAAGAGAACUUCCAACAUUUCCAAGCUGAGGAAGAGGCCAACCUACAGCGCAGACAGAGGCAGUAUCUGGACCUGGAGUGCCGCAGGUUUAAACGGAGGAUCUUGAUCGCUCGCCAUAAUAUUGAGCAGGACUUAGUGCGUGAGGAGCUCAACAAGCGUCAAACCCAGAAGGAUUUGGAACACGCCAUGCUUCUCCGGCACCACGAGUCCAUGCAGGAGCUGGAGUUCCGCCAGCUCAACAACAUCCAAAAGACAAGGGCCGAGCUGAUCCGCCUGCAGCACCAGACGGAGCUCACCAACCAGCAGGAAUACAACAAGAGGAGGGAGAGGGAACUUCGGCGCAAGCAUGUCAUGGAGGUUCGCCAGCAGCCCAAGAGCCUCAAGUCCAAAGAGAUACAGAUCAAGAAGCAGUUCCAGGACACAUGUAAGAUUCAGACCCGGCAGUACAAAGCACUGAGGAAUCAUCUGUUGGAGACCACACCAAAGUCAGAGCACAAGGCCGUCCUCAAACGGCUGAAGCAGGAGCAGCACCGCAAACUCGCCAUCCUGGCAGAGCAGUACGACCACUCCAUCAACGAGAUGCUCUCCACUCAGGCGCUACGUCUGGAUGAGACUCAGGAGGCUCAGUGCCAAGCCCUCAGAAUGCAGCUUCAGCAGGAGCUGGAGCUUCUCAACGCCUACCAGAGCAAGAUCAAGAUGCAGACGGAUGCCCAGCAUGACCGUGAGAGGAAGGACCUGGAGCAGAGAGUGUCACUCAGGAGGGCCCUGCUGGAACAGAAGAUUGAGGAGGAGAUGAUGUCCCUUCAGAAUGAGCGCUUGGAGCGAAUCCGGAGCCUGCUGGAACGUCAAGCCCGAGAAGUGGAGGCUUUCGACUCGGAGAGUAUGCGCCUGGGUUUCAGCAACAUGGUGCUAUCGAACGUCUCCCCAGAGGGGCUCAGCAAUAGCUUUCCGGGGGCUCCAGGAAACUGGAGUCACCAUCAGCAGCAGUCCGGGGGCUCUCAUGGGUCCCCCUGGAGCGGCAGCGGAUCAUCAGGCGCAGGGUCAAGCCACCAAGGCAGCCAUCACCACUAUCACUCCAGUCCAGGAGGGGCACCUAUGCAGCAAGGCUGGGGGCAGGGUAUGCAAGGAGGCGGGGCUCCAUCACCGUGGGGCCACCCAUCGGCAGCAUCCCUGGUAUCCCGCAGCAGCGGAGGUGUACAGAACAGCCCCCAGGGGAUGGGGAGGACACCCUCAGGAGGGCGCAGUGAGCAGAACAUGAGCAGGAGUACCAGUGUCACCUCUCAAAUAUCCAACGGGUCACACCUCUCCUACACAUAGAUCUCCUGAAGGCCCCUGGGGGCUCGAGCAAGGAGACGUAGAAUCCAACAAACACAGCAGGACAGGGUGUAGGCGCUGUUACUGCUUUUCUGUUACUCCCUGCGACUCCGUUUCUCCCGUGUACAGAUGUGGAUGUGUGAUGAAAUAAAUGUUGCUCAGGUCAAAAGGGCUGGAAAAGACGCAGCCCGUCCUCACGGCAGUUUAUCGGCACACAUGCAGAUCCUUAAAUUUAUGUUACAUUAGUAAUUUGAGUGUCAACACAUAAUACUCCCAUUUGUUUUUAUUUACAGCUCUCUUCUACAGAAUUUUAAAAGUAUAUGUUUUGUGCUAUCCACAGCCAUUGCUCUCAUUUUGCACAUCAAACACUGUUCAAAAGCCUUUGACAUGUGUUCACUAUGUCCUUUAAGCAAUGUGGUAUUAAACAAUCACAGGAAUACUAUUUUA